UAGUUUUCAUAAAUGUGCAGACAACUUGUGAACGAUAAAUGUCUCUGGUUAUUAAUCGCUUGUCAUAACGUGGAUAUGAGUUGCGCUAUCAUUUUCAAGAUAAUUUACUUUUUAGUAGGCUUAGCAUGGGAGAAGUAACGUUGUCUACUAACUGGCUAGCCACUUAGCUAGCUAGAGAAUGUUAGCUACCUAGCAUUCUAUCACGAAUAGCAACAGCAUGUUAAAUGUUUAAGCAAGCUUGCUAAUCAGACAUUUUGGAAAAACAUCACUGUAAGCAUGUACAUAAUUAAUAUGAAAUGGGAGGAUUUAGAAUAAGACUUGUUUAACUGCUCAUUUGUCUCAUUCUUGCAGGAAAACAUCCAAUUUUGUCUUCCACACCACUGCAGGUCCUGUUCUACCUCAACAGCUGGUAUUUUGCUGCCUACUUCCUCGCUGAGGUUCUGAUGUUUGUUUACAAAGGAUUGUUGUUACCAUACCCACCAGCAAGUCUCACGUUGGAUGUUGGGCUACUACUUGUUUUCCUGGGCCUUGAGUCCCUCCGAAUAUUUUACGGUUGGAAGGGGAACUUAACAGAGCGUUCUCUGGCCAUGUCAGUGAGUGUGCUGGUCCUGGUGCCGUGCACAGUGUUGUCUGGGUACUACCUGAUGCUGCAGACCUUCGUCCUGCGCCUGGAGUUCAUCCUUAAUGCUGUGUUACUCUGCUUCUACAGUCUGGAGAUGCUCCUAGGAAUCAUGUCCAUAUCUGCUUUCUCCAGGUCAAAGGUGUACUGAGGAAGAGGCAUGCUGCAAUGUUCCACAUCGUUUCAAGAGGAAUGCUGCAAUGUUCCACAUCGUUUCAAGAGGAAUGCUGCAAUGUUCCACAUCGUUUCAAGAGGAAAGAAGAAAGGGUUUUCACCAGGAUUGUUAUGUGAACAUGUUUAAAUCCCACAUGUUGUAGUUUUUAUAUUGUCUGUUAAUAGCCAAAAUAUUUAUAUUUUUGUAACGAUGAAAUGUCAUCUAUUUUUAUUUUUAUUUAUUUUUACCUGUUUUUGUAUCAACUGUCAAUCUUGUAUGGUACUAGCAGCACCAAUGGGAUUGUCUUAUGAGGUUAUUCCAUCUGCUGUGCCUGAUAAUGGAAUGUAUUUGUACAAUUUUUGUUGUUGUUGAUUCAGAGCACUAUAUUUCAUUAUUUACUUUAAUAAAUACAAUUCCUCAUUCAUUCAUUCACCAGAG
Messenger RNA from Oncorhynchus nerka (sockeye salmon), 1211 nucleotides. It is a transcript of the gene tmem216, whose product is annotated as transmembrane protein 216. The transcript has 5 exons. The record is from RefSeq and is a predicted model, not a curated record. Bases 444 to 770 code for a protein of 108 amino acids. Gene Ontology annotation, biological process: non-motile cilium assembly. Gene Ontology annotation, cellular component: ciliary transition zone. NCBI's taxonomy places the organism in Eukaryota, Metazoa, Chordata, Actinopteri, Salmoniformes, Salmonidae.